This is a messenger RNA of Mesorhabditis spiculigera, 999 nucleotides long. NCBI's taxonomy places the organism in Eukaryota, Metazoa, Nematoda, Chromadorea, Rhabditida, Rhabditidae. The record is from the annotation of a GenBank genome assembly.
AUGACGGAUUUGGAAUCACUCUCCGAAAAGGCCCCUCUCCUCCAGAAAGAAGCCAAGGAAAAGAAGAAAAAGUGCAAAAAGUUUUGUCUUUGUUGUAAAAAGAAGCGGGUGGACGAGUAUUAUCAGCAACAAACCGAGCUUAUCGAUGCGUAUCGUGAAGACGACAAGGAAAUCGCUUCCCCAGACGCUACCGCCAAGCAAGAAAAUGCAGAGCAAAAAGGCGAUAGUGUCCUCUCACGAGCCGUCCUUCUCGUCAAUAUUCUUCUCCUAUGCUUUAAAAUAAUUGCAACAAUAUUGACCGGUGGCGCGUCACUUUCCAUCGUGAGUACAUUGUUGGAAAGUGUUGUGGAUAUUACAGGUGGUGCAGUCCUGUGGUAUGCCUCGCAUUCUAUUGUGCAUACGGACUACCGCCUGUAUCCUCGAGGGAGGAGUAAACUGGAGAAUCUCAGCAUCGUCAUUAUUGGCAUUGUGAUGGGGAUGGCGAAUUUUUAUAUUAUUUUCGGGUCUGUGCAAUCGGUGCUCAAUCAGGCGACCUCACCCGGCCUUGAUCUCAUCACAUUGGGUCUUAUGGUUGCUACAAUCAUUCUCAAAUUAAUUAUGUGGAUCGUGUGCUAUCGGAGAGGCACCACUUCAAGUAAAGUCUUGGCCAUUGACCAAAGAAAUGACGUGCUUACAGUUUCUGUGGCGAUCAUCGGCGCUACAACGUCAAAAUACUGGAAAUACGCCGAUCCGCUGGCCGCUUCAUUGAUUGCCACUUACGUAGCAUUUUCUUGGAUAAUGGUGGUCCUGGAGCAGUUCCCGCGGGUGAGCGGACGGGUUUGCACGCCGGAAGAGUACAGUCGCGUAGCCCGGAUAUGCGUCGAACACUCUCAGCAUAUCAAGGGACUGGAUACGUUACUGGUUUACCAUACCGGAGAACGGCUUCUUGUCGAAGUUCACGUGGUUGUCGAUCCAGAUUUGACAUGCCGUGUGGUGCAUGAUGAGGUAAAAAAAUACUUU